Molecule: messenger RNA, 3048 nt
Organism: Syngnathoides biaculeatus (alligator pipefish)
Lineage: Eukaryota; Metazoa; Chordata; Actinopteri; Syngnathiformes; Syngnathidae
Exons: 26
Coding region: 92-2500 (802 amino acids)
Source: RefSeq, a predicted model, not a curated record
ACCCCGCCCCCAUCCACUCACCUGAGUUGUUCAAAGUGGACCGAGGGUGCGUUUGGGAGGCUUCCACGGCACAGGAGAAGGGAGGACACCAAUGGAGUUCCCUCUCACUGAAGCUCCCUUUGGAGCUCCAUGUAAAGAGGAACCGGCAGUCAUCCCUCCCGCUCGUUUGGGGUCUCUCACUGAGGAAACCGAGCCUGUAGAAUUACCGAAGUGCGAUGAUGGCGACCGGAGUCGCCUGACAGAACCUGCAGGUGGCCCAGCAACGUACUCAUGUGACAGUUCUUCGUCAUCCUCGGACAGCGAAGAUGAAUGCAAGAAGGAAAAGAAGAAGAAGAAGAAACUGAAGAAAAAGAAGAAGAAAAAGAAAGAUUCCAGGUCCUCGUCUUCCUCCUCCUCCUCCUCUUCAUCUUCUUCCAGCAGCUCGUCAGACAGCGACAGCGAGGAUGACAAGAAAAAGAAGAAGAAAAAGGAGGAGAAGAAGAAAGUAGUGAAUGAGUACACAUGGGAUAGGGUGAUCAUUCCGCCGACUGAUGAACAAAAGGAACUUCCUGGGGAGUUGCCGUUAAAGCGGGAUUCCUCUUCAUCUGACAGGGACAAAAAGAAGAAGAAAAAGAAGAAAGACAAGAAGAAGAAAAAGAAGAAAGACAAGAAGAAGGAUUCCUCGUCUUCUUCUUCGUCUGACAGUUCUUCCUCUGAUAGUGAAGAUGAGAAGAAGAAGAAAAAGAAGAAGAAGAAAAAGAAGAAGAAAAAGGACUCCAGCUCCUCCUCGUCUUCUUCUUCUUCUUCCUCCUCCUCUUCCUCCUCUUCAUCUUCCUCUUCCUCUGACAGCGAUGAUGACAAGAAAAAGAAAAAGAAGAAAAAGGAUGAUAAGAAAAAAGACAAGAAAAAGAAAAUUCUGGGGGAAAAAAAGUCAAAAUUGUCUAAAAAUAAGCAUAGUGAGGACGAAGAGCAAGAAUCUCAUUCACCGGCCGGAGUUAAUAUUCCAGAGACAAGUACUAUCGGAGACAGCGCAAAAGAUAUUUAUGUUGACAAGUAUAAAGCAGCAGAAAAUCCAUCUGUGACCUACUUACUCGGUGAGGAGGGGCACCUGAGUGAUGACGAGGGCGAGGGAGAGGAGGAGAAGCAGGUGAAGAAGAAAAAGAAGCUGAAGAAAAAGAAGCAGGAGGGGGAAAAGAAUUCUGGUUCAUCUUCAGACAGUGAUGAUGAUGACGAAAAAGACAAGAAGAAGAAGAUGAAGAAAAAGAAGAAGAAGGAUUCCUCCAGCUCCUCCUCCUCCUCCUCCUCCUCGUCUUCUUCGUCUUCUGAUAGCUCUUCUUCAGAUAGUGAGGAUGACAAGAAGAAGAAGAAAAAGAAAAAGAAGAAGAAGAAAAAGGAUUCCAGUUCUUCAUCGUCCUCCUCUGACAGUGACGAUGAGAAGAAGAAGAAGAAGAAAAAGAAGAAGAAGAAGAAGAAGAAGAAGAAAAAGAAGGAUUCUAGUUCAUCUUCGUCGUCGUCCUCCUCCUCCUCUUCUGACAGUGAUGAUGACAAGAAGAAGAAAAAGAAGAAGAAGAAGAAGAAGAAAAAGGAUUCUAGUUCUUCUUCGUCGUCCUCCUCCUCCUCUUCUGACAGUGAUGAUGACAAGAAGAAGAAAAAGAAGAAGAAGAAGAAAAAGGAUUCUAGUUCUUCUUCGUCGUCCUCCUCCUCCUCUUCUGACAGUGAUGAUGAUAAGAAGAAAAAGAAGAAGAAAAAGAAGAAGAAGGAUUCCAGUUCUUCAUCGUCGUCCUCCUCCUCCUCUUCCUCCUCUGACAGUGAUGAAAAGAAAAAGAAGAAGAAGAAGAAGAAAAAGAAGAAGAAGAAGAAGGCCAGCUCCUCCUCCUCUUCCUCCUCCUCCUCCUCCUCCUCUUCCUCUUCUGAUAGUGACAAGAAAAAGAAGAAAAAGGAUAAGAAGAAGAAGAAAAAGAAGCAUUCGGAUUCUUCUGGUAGUGAGGACAAGAAAAAGAAGAUGAAGAAGGACAAGAAGAAGAAAAAGAAGAAGGGCAAGAAGAAGAAGAAGAAGAAGAAGGAUUCAAGCUCCAGCUCCUCAAGCUCCAGUUCCUCAAGUUGCAGUGACAGCGACAAGGAAAACAAAAAGGCCAAGAAAGACAAGAAGAAAAAGGAGAAGAAGGCCGUCAUCAUUCCCCCUCCCUCCACUGCAGAAAAGUGCCAGUGCCGAGCGAAGCGGCAAACCCCAAACGGCGGCGUCAGACCCGGCUGCAAGCGGAUACUCGGCGUUCAGCAGGAGCCCCAAACCAGGCGGCGCCAGCGGUAUCAGCUUCCCGUUGCUUCCCUCCAAACCUUUUGUGAACCUGGACCCGCCGAUCCCUCCGGCUCCCGCGGUCUCCAAUCCGCCGGCGUCCACAGUCGGCGGCAUAGAUCGCGCACCCGUUCGCAGGCCUCUAAGCCCCAUGGAGUCUUUGAUGGGGGGUACCUUUCGGUACAGGGACCCGGGGACCCGUUCCACCUCACACCUCAGCUCCAGUAGCCUCUACAGAGGCCACAGGUCUUACCAGUGAUCCGAUGUCGAAACUGUUCACAGAUGUUCACUAUGCGAGGGGAACCUGACGCGUGCUCCUGUGACAGUUUGAUAUGAUAUUAAAAGAAAUUUUGUUUGGUCGCGAGUCUCCGUGGUGGUGCAGAAUUUUUUUUUUUUUUAAAUGGAGAAAAAAAUGAUGUAUGAUUCAAUUCAGCUAAUAAAACAAAAAGCUUGUAUUUUGUGUACCCGUCCGUGUAUUUUGUCGGAAAGCCGCUGAGUCCCCGAGGCUCAAAUGUGAGCUCGCAGUUGUUCCACAUACUGACGGCGUACCUCGUGGUGAUCAUGUUCUUAUGAAGUUCUGAUGUGUUUUUCUUGUGCAAUAAAGCCCCAUUUAUUGAGGUGGCUAAUUUCCAAAUAGAGUACGAGCCGAAAUUACUGUAACCCGUGAAGUAGAGAACAAUUAUUUGUUAUAUAAAAGUCCCAGUUGCAUAAAUGCAAUUCAAAUCCAUAUGAUCCUUGAGAAACUUGCUGGUAUUUUAUUUGUCCAUUUGAUGACG